CUCAUACAGUAAGUACCCCAGCUCAUCUGCAACCACGCAGUACCUCGUCGGAUCUAUUUCUUUCAUGAGGCUAGCCAUGGAACUUACAAUCGCUGAUAUUAACUUUGUCCAUGUUCUUCAAGAAUCCGACUAUUCUUCGAUUUUCCAAGUGACCGUGCAAGAUAAGCUGUAUGUCCUCAAGGUGUACCACACACUGGAGAGAUCGCCUGCUGAUCCCACACACCGGGAAAUCCAACCAUUCAUCUGUGAAAGCACUGCAUAUGCUCGCCUCAAACAGCACGGGUUAUGUCAACUAGGAGUGGUACCAGACUUUCAUGGCGUGAUAAAACAGAUCGAGCCAAGAUCAUGCCAACCUUUUCUGGACCGGUUCCUGAAGGAUAAAUCACUGCCCAACGCCAUUCUUAUUGAAUAUAUUCCAGAUAUGGAAAAAAUCACCUUUUCAAAUUUUUCAAUCUCCCGCGCUAUUAAGUUUCGUACGAUCCUGGAAAGUAUUCAUAAAGCAGGCGUUUACCACGGCGAUCUCUGGCCUCGAAAUCUGAUGGUUCAAAGCCGCACAGAAAGGGUUAUAUGGAUCGAUUUUGAUCGCGCACAAACGUUCCCGGAGAAUCAGACUAUUUCUGAACGGCAAGCAGAGUGGUUGAGGGACGAAAAAGAAUUGCUCGAUGAGUUACUUGACGAAUUGGAACAAGAUUGGAAGGACGGCAAAUUAUCUCGCGCUUGGCCUUGGUAUUAUGUCUAUGGAUGAACCGUUUUAGAAUUAUGAUGGGAUUGGGCGCGGUAAGGUGUCAGGGAUUGGUUUUUUGUUGCAUUUAUGUGUACAGGUACUUGGGACGAACUGUAAGAUAGAAAAAUUGAGGAUAUGAAUCAUAGCUGUAG
Paecilomyces variotii is the source of this 876-nucleotide messenger RNA. RefSeq lists its product as hypothetical. The transcript is spliced from 3 exons. Lineage: Eukaryota; Fungi; Ascomycota; Eurotiomycetes; Eurotiales; Thermoascaceae. The record is from RefSeq and is a predicted model, not a curated record. The coding region runs from base 65 to 745 and encodes 226 amino acids.